This is a messenger RNA of Harpegnathos saltator (Jerdon's jumping ant), 2362 nucleotides long. RefSeq names its product acyl-CoA dehydrogenase family member 9, mitochondrial. NCBI's taxonomy places the organism in Eukaryota, Metazoa, Arthropoda, Insecta, Hymenoptera, Formicidae. The transcript has 2 exons. Gene Ontology annotation, molecular function: flavin adenine dinucleotide binding; acyl-CoA dehydrogenase activity. The record is from RefSeq and is a predicted model, not a curated record. The coding region runs from base 127 to 2028 and encodes 633 amino acids.
GAACAGACCACAUACAUGAUACAUGUGAUACACACAAGCUCUCCGCGUGCCGUUCUUCACUGCUCAGGUCUGUGUUCAGGUUCUGUGUGAAGUUGUUGUUGACGAAUUGUUCUGCCCAGCGUGACAAUGAUGCUGGCUCGUCGAUUGUUCUGUCAGAAACAACUGUGGCAAGUCUCGUGCAAGUACCGGACGGUAGUGCGGCACACGCAAAGCACCGCGAAUCAAAUACCCGAGACAUUUUCGGUUGGAAGUCUGAACCUGGAGCCUAAGCGGCUGCCGGAGGCCCUGAAGAAGCAGCCGCAGCGGCAGCCGUUCGCGAAGAACCUGUUUCUAGGCGCGCUUGACCACGAAUUCAUGUACUACCCUGAGCCGCAAACCAAGGACAGAUACAAUGAGUUCUUCGAGUGGCUGAAGCCGAUCGAGAACUGCAUAUCCGAAUGUCUGGCGAACCCAGAGGAUAUCGAGCGGAACGAGAUACUCUCUGAGCUGAAGAAUCUGGGUCUCUUCCGGGCGUACGUGAGCGAAGAUUACAAUGGCUUGAACCUGAAUCAUACGGAAUUGGCGAAGCUGCUGGAGGUGCUCAGCAGCUUGCCCUGGUUAGGCUCGUACUUCGUGAAGAAUUACAUCAUGCCGAUUCAGCUGAUCAACAUGUUGGGCUCGGACGCACAGAAGGCCAAGUACUUGCCGAGGAUAGUGAGCGGCGAGGUGGUGCCCACGGUGUGCUUCACCGAAGCCAAUGGCUUCAACCCGCAAAACAUCGAGACCAGAGCCGUAUCUUUGGAUGACAACAUGCAUUGGCUGCUGAGCGGCGAGAAGACCUUCGUGACGAACGGACAAGACGCCAAUCUCUUCAUCAUCUUCGCCCAGUGCGGCCUCGGCCGGGCGUCUACCGCCGUAGAUAACGUCUUGUCUGUGUUUCUGGUGGAAAGUAACGUUCGAAUCACUGUGCGGGAUGUCAGCAUUUUGGUCGGGCAACAGGGUACUUCGAUAAGUACGAUCACCUUCAACGACAUCAAGGUUCCUAAGGAGAACCUCCUCGGCAAGAUAGGAUCCGGAAUGGAUGUGCUAAUCGACUUGAUAGCACCGGGCAACAGGCAGAUCGCUCCACAGACGAUUGGUAUCUUGAAAAAUUUCAUAAAGCUGCUGGUCAAGAACAUAUUGCAGAGGAAACACUUGGACCGAGAUCUGCACGAGUACGAGCUGAUUCAGCAGGCAAUAGGCAAGAUCGCCACCAGGCUGUACGGAAUGGAGAGCAUUCUCUACAUGACCACCGGCAUGAUGGACACUUUCGACAAGCAGGACUGCGCGCUGGAGAAAGCCAUGGUGGAGGUGUACUGCGCGAACGAGUGCAUCGCUUGCAUCCACGAAGGCCUGCACGUUAUCGGGGCGCAAAGUUACAUCCGGGGGAACCCCUACAUGCAAAUCCUCGAGGACGCGUUAUCGUACACGCUCUACGACAGUUACAACAUCGAUUCCAACGUGUACGUGUCGUUGUUGGGUCUCCAGCAUACCGGUAAAAACAUGUACAAGCACAUACACAAGCUGCGAAACCCCUUCAUGUAUCCUAAAUAUAUCGUCAAGUGGAUGUUUGGUUACACCCCCGUCCGGAAAGUCGGAGGCGCCGAGCACAUGCAUCCGUCGUUGGCGCCAACUGACCCCAUAUUAGACACCUGCAUCAGCAAGCUGGCGGACGUCGCGAUUCUCUUGCUGGAACGCCACGGCCAGGACAUAUCCGACCAGCAAAUGGAGCUGGGCCGGCUGAGCGACCUGGCGACGAGGACGUUCGCUCUAAUAUCCGUUCUCUCACGUACCUCCCGAGCCUACUGCAUCGGCCUGAGGAACGCCGAACAAGAGCGACACGUGGCCAACAGCUUCGCGAUAUUCUGCUUGGGGAGAGUAACCAUGCUCACGGACGAGAUCCUAAAGGGCAGCUGGAGUAACGGCGACAGGCUGUUCCAGGACAUCGCCAAUCUCAUAUACAGCAAGAAGGACUACUUCGCCGAGCAUCCGCUCAAAAGAACUUACUAGGUGUUUCUAGGACUUUCGAAUUGAGACAUUGUAAAGAUACGAACUUCGUGCCUGUGAAAACUACGAGAAGAUGAACAGAAAGGCUUGCCUGAAGCUUUUGUUCCGGUGUGUGAGGAUGGAGCAACGUUGUGCGUUCAUGUAAGAGCAACGGCAGUUGGAAUCAGAUAGAGUACGAUUAACGCCCAAAUAUGCGUCCAAUUCGAUGUGUCUGUAAAAUAUCCUUUUUUAUCUCGUAGUUUACAUGAUCGUCGUGACUGCAUUGUAAAGACACGUAUUGUAAAUAAUUCGCACCUGGAAGGAAGAGCGGGAACAAAUAUACACACACACACACACA